GGCGCGAACACACCGACGAUCGGGGUCAUGGAGGAUACAGCAAUUUCAAUAUAGAAACAAGAGCAUCAUAGGCUUGGGGGCAUGAUUUUUAAUUUUGAAAUUAGACAGACCAAGGUAUCUCACAAUUAACUUCUACGCCCAAUUAAAAACCCAAAUUACCUACCUACCCACAAUGGACGGUCUACACACCGAUGCGAAUAUAAAGCUGGACAUACUGGGACAACAGCCAUUCUUCCAGCAUCUAUACACCCAAAUAACGCUCGGUUUUCCAUUGAGCGACGGGACCGACAUUCAGCACGUCAUUGAUCGACUCCAAACAGGCAUCAAACACACAGCAGAUGCAUUCCCAUGGAUAGCAGGCCAGGUCGUCAACCACGGCGCCAGUGCAGGCAAUAGCGGAACGUUUAGCAUCUGUCGCUUGACAGGGGCUCCUAUCUUCACUACCAAUGACUUGCGCGACGACAACUCAUCACCAAGCUUCGAGGCAUUGAAAAGUGCAGGAUUUCCCAUGGAAAUGCUCGACCAAAGUGUGGUAUCCCGGCGUAAAACCUUUGCGACUGACGACGGUCCCCGGGAGGUACUGUCUGUGCACGCUGUAUUUGUCAAAGGCGGUUUGUUGCUCACCUUUGCAGCUUCGCAUGCCACAAUGGACGCUUCAGGGCAGGGACAGGUGAUUGCCAUGAUUGCCAAAGCUUGUCGUGGUGACACCUUUUCUAGCGAGGAGAUACGAAUCGGUAACAUGGCACGCGACAACCUAGUACCACUGUUGGACGAUGACUACACGCCAGGUCCCGAAGUAAGCAGCAGCCAGAUAUCCAAAGAAAAAAGUGAAGCGGUGACAGCAGAGGGCGUUACAAAUACAGCCCCUCCCCCUCCGCCGAGUGGCAGAUGGGCCUAUUUCACCUUCAGCCCCAGUUCACUGGCCGAGCUCAAGGAUAACGCAACAAGCACGCUGCCCAAGGACUCGACGGUGCCAUUCUUGUCGACAGACGACGCCAUCACGGCCUUCAUCUGGCAAUCCAUCACGCGUGCACGGCUGCCACGUCUCGCAGAUCCGUCCGAAAAAGUCAAGCUGACCCGAGCCGUCGAUGUGCGCAAAUACUUCCAUGUCCCAGCCACCUACCCUGGCCUCUUGCAAGUCCUCAACUUCCACUCCCACGAGCCCCAAGAGCUCGUCCAGCCGUCUUCACUCGGAGUCGUCGCGGGAGAGAUGCGUUCUGCCCUUUUCACGGCCGACAAGACGGGCCAAGAGUGGGGCUUGGUGGGCCGCACGCGCGCGCUCGCAACUGUUCUGUCCCGUUCUGCCGACAAGUCGGGUAUCUCGCUCACCGCGACGGUUGAUCCAUCGAAGGACGUAAUGCUGAGUUCCUGGAUGCUGCUCAAGAGCUUAUUUGAGGGAGCCGACUUUGGUCCAGGCGUUGGAAGCCCAAUCACGAUUAGGAGGCCUGGGUUCGAUUUCGUCGAGGGCCUGAUUUACCUGCUCCCCGAGGCGCCGGAGGGAGGGAUCGCGCUUGCAAUCAGUCUAAGAGAUGAGGACUUUGAAAGGUUGAGGAAGGAUCAGGGUUUCAUGAAGCACGCGACAUAUUUGGGUUAGAUCGAGACGCAACCCGCAUCUUUAAUGAAUACGACGAGGAUGACGACCAACUCAGUCAUCUGUCCCUUUUUUCUUGACUCUGUCCCAAAUGAAUUCCGAUCCUGGAAACUCCAUGCGCUCCCCCAUGAGCCUUUCAACCCGGACAAUUACCUAGAGCCACCGCGUGAAAGCUCUUCCGGAACCAG
Pyricularia oryzae 70-15 is the source of this 1779-nucleotide messenger RNA. Its product is annotated as trichothecene 3-O-acetyltransferase. The coding region runs from base 173 to 1594 and encodes 473 amino acids. The transcript has a single exon. NCBI's taxonomy places the organism in Eukaryota, Fungi, Ascomycota, Sordariomycetes, Magnaporthales, Pyriculariaceae. The record is from RefSeq and is a predicted model, not a curated record.